Messenger RNA from Lagopus muta (rock ptarmigan), 4841 nucleotides. It is a transcript of the gene PRKAB1, whose product is annotated as protein kinase AMP-activated non-catalytic subunit beta 1. The transcript is spliced from 8 exons. Gene Ontology annotation, molecular function: protein kinase binding. Gene Ontology annotation, cellular component: nucleus; nucleotide-activated protein kinase complex; cytoplasm. The coding region runs from base 2456 to 3277 and encodes 273 amino acids. Gene Ontology annotation, biological process: signal transduction. NCBI's taxonomy places the organism in Eukaryota, Metazoa, Chordata, Aves, Galliformes, Phasianidae. The record is from RefSeq and is a predicted model, not a curated record.
CUCCAAUGAAAUGAAGGGAUGCACACCAGAGCAGGUGAUGAAACAUGGCAGCCGCAUCUACAUGCAUCUCAACCAGAGUUCAGCCACUUUGGAUUUUAACCAACUCCAGGAGAUCAUCCAAACAAGUCAAGUGGGACUUUGACCUACAGCACUGAUGGUUGUAGCAUCCCUUCCUUGUGUUAGCUGAUGAAGAAGGAUGGGAAGUGGUAGCUCUAGAGCGUAGGGCUGACUGAAUGGUAAAGAUGUCAACUCCUCAGCAUUCACUUGACUCCAUUUAAACUGUAGUUGCAAUUUAUCAUGCAAUUUACGUGAUACUUUCCGUGGAGAUGUGGGUAGUUAACCCUAGCUGGGUCCUGAACAAGAUACUGUUGAGUGCUGCCUUUGUAUUUAACUAAAAGGUUUUGCAAUAGUCACACAACACAGCAUCGUUUCCCUCUGGUUGACGAUUGGGGAAGUCAUGCUUUUAAAGGCAAGAUGGGGAUUUCUGGCUCAUCAUUUUGUCUAAUUCUUCUUGGUGAAAACAUUUAAAGUCACUAUUCAUGGGCAUCCCCUGGAGUUGUAGAGCAGAGUACACAGCUGAACACCUGAUGAGAAAGUUAAUGUAUUACCUAUGCAAGGAGUGCUGAUUAAAGGCUAAGUGGCCUGUUGCUGUGUCCCUUGUCUCAUAAACAUGGCAAAACUGAAGCUUGUCAUCUGUCAACAACAGACGGUUCCAAUGGCAACUGAUUCCUCUGGUAUUCUCACUAACCAGGAACCUCAUUUGUGGUGAAGAAAUAUGGAAGACUGGGUGGAAGAAUGCUGUUAUGUCCUCAUGUGGCAAUAAGAGCAGGAAGGUUAAGAAAGGCGUGUGAAGGGCGUUUGUAGUCCUCCUUUAGAAUGUGGAGACAGGCCCUGGGUGAGGCAGGGGGAGUUUUGUAUGCCCUUCAGAUUGCAGAGGAUGGAAGGAGGCAAAAAACAUCACAGAUUUGCCUCCCAUGAAAGGGAGGAGCAAAACUGCAGUGCUCCGGAGAUUGAGCGGCUGGAUGAGCUCUGCCAGGCCAUUGUGGCAUGUCUGCAGCUGAGCUCUCACUUCCCACAUCUCCUUUAGGAACAGCUGUGAGCAAGCUGGGCUCUCCUUCAGGCUGACAGGAGAAAAUGAUACUGCAGUGCAUGUGAUGACCAUGCAUGCGUCCACUGCUUCCGUCCCAUCCAAGGCAAGGAGCUCCCAAAGGCUUUGGAGCGACGCUGCGUGGGGAGCAACCAUUCUAUCUCAAUACCAAAGCUUUAAAUCAAGACAAGAUUGGACUUUCCUUACCAACAGCCUUGUGGGCUAUCAGCAGGCUUUAUUCUGGAGCCUGUUACCAGUCUGUGGUUUUUGUAUCUAACAAAACCAUUGCAAAGCAGAGAUGAGCCCUAAAGUGGAGAUGCUGCUGCUUGCAGUGCAUCUGGCUCUGCAGGCUGUCACAGUGGCUCAAAACGCAGCGCUGUGAACCUCCAACCUGCCCUGCGUGCGCAUUGGUGCCAGUGGAAACCAAACCAUCGGGUCUGCAGGCAGAGUGCUAACCUGUGUUAAGUAUCAAAACAACAACAGCUGCAUUUUGUAGCAGUGUGAGAGCUCUGCGGGAGCUGGGGAUGGGCUCACAAGCCCUGCGAUGGGUGCUCCCAUGCUCAGGCAUUCUGCCCACGGAAGACAAAUUAGCAGCAGCUGUUCCUGAAGGCGGGCGGCAGGAGCCAGCCACGCUCCCAGGGCUGGGCACGGGGAAUCUGUCGAGCCCAGCAGAAUUCUUCCUGCUCGUCACAACGUGCCACAGAGAUCCGAUAGAGCAAAAAAACCCCUUCCGUCCGUUUGGUCCGAGAAUAAAAAGCAGUUCUCUUGCAAAGGGAAACGCGGCCCAACGCGCACCCUGCAUCAGAGAAAUGAGAAAGCAGCGGACUCAGAGCUCGGGUGACGUGAGACAGAUCCAGAACCACGGCGUGGAACUCCGUGCGGGAUCGGCGAAAAGCUUUCCAACUUCCAGCUCAGAGCAGCGCUGCAGCCACCACCGCACAAUCGCAACGCAUUUCCUGCCCGGCGCGGUGCUCACUCGUUUCUCAUCCCCGAAUCAAUCCGGAGCCCCAGGAGCUGCCUGAAAGCGGCUGCCCGCCGCCCUUCGCAGCCAUUCGUCCACCAUAAAACAGACGCGGGGCGGCGGUAAAAGCCCGGAGCGGGGCAGCGCCGAGCACCGCACGGCCGUCGGGCGGGAACCAGCGGCGCGGGGCCGGCUGCCGUCCGGGCGAAUGGCGGGGCACGCGGAAGCGGAAGCGGUGCGGGCGGGGCUGCGGGCGCGGCGGGCAUCGCGGCGGGCGGCCCCGGGGGGCUCCGUAAGGCGGCGGGUUUUCGUGGCCGCUGGCGUUUCGCGUUUGCCGCUCGUUCCCGAGCUGAGAGCUGUCGUUUAUCGUCUGCGCUGAGCGUGCUGCGGUUCUCAGGCCCUUAAAAAUGGGGAACACGAGCAGCGAGCGAGCCGGGCUGGAGCGGCAUGGGCACAAAGCAUCCCGGGCUGAUGGUGCGGGAGGAGCCGGCGGCACCAAGGAUGGGGACAGACCCAAGAUCCUAAUGGACAGUCCCGAAGAUGCGGACUUGUUCCAUUCGGAGGAGAUGAAGGCGCCAUUGGAUAAAGAAGAGUUCCUGGCUUGGCAACAGGAUCUGGAAGUGAGUGAUAAAACCCCUACUCAAGCUCGACCAACAGUCUUUCGCUGGACCGGAGGAGGGAAAGAAGUGUAUUUAUCUGGGUCCUUCAACAACUGGAGUAAAAUUCCUUUGACGAGGAGUCACAACAACUUUGUGGCAAUCCUGGACCUGCCAGAAGGGGAGCACCAGUACAAGUUCUUUGUGGAUGGGCAGUGGACACAUGAUCCUUCAGAGCCUGUUGUAACCAGCCAGCUGGGUACUGUCAACAAUGUCAUCCAGGUGAAGAAAACUGACUUUGAAGUAUUUGAUGCUUUGAUGGUGGACUCCCAGAAGUGUUCUGACAUGUCUGAGUUGUCAAGUUCUCCUCCAGGACCGUACCACCAGGAGCCCUAUGUCUGUAAGGCAGAGGAGCGCUUUAAAUCUCCACCCAUUCUUCCCCCACACCUGCUGCAGGUCAUCCUGAACAAGGACACAGGCAUUUCUUGUGAUCCUGCUUUGCUUCCUGAACCCAACCAUGUCAUGCUGAACCACCUCUAUGCCCUUUCUAUCAAGGAUGGGGUGAUGGUGCUCAGUGCUACGCAUCGUUACAAGAAGAAAUACGUGACUACCUUGCUAUACAAGCCAAUAUGAACAUCAUAGUAGCUUGUCACCAAGCGUUCUGGGCCAGUGCAGUCUCAGAAGAAAAUGCUUCUCUUCACCAAAUGUAUUCCUCCUCUGUGCUGUAGCAAAUGAACUCUGACUUCAUGUUGUUUCUGAGACUUCAGGUUCUCCUACAUUUGCUUUAUUUUCCUGAUCCCACUGUGGAAGUUCUUGGAAAUGGCAGCUUCGUGUCAGCUAGACCUAUGGCAGAUAUGUCAGUGCCGUGGUCAGCUCACUUCAAAAAAGAAAAGCAAGCACCAAUACAAUAAGGCUGAAAAUGUGAGAGUAGUAAAGAUUAAGGACUUUCAGUGAGAUAAAUGGUAAGAAACAAGCUAGCUCAAAGUCUAGAAAGUUCGGCAUUCUUGUGGAAUCUCAUCUGAGCUCAGCAUUCAGCAAAAGCAAGCCUAUUAUAACUGCUUCAUCACUUAGAAUGCAUCAAUGCCACAGUUAUUUCAGUAGCAAGUUCCAAACUCGCAUGGCUGAAAUAAGUGUGAAUAGUGAUGAUUAUUUUGUAGCAGCCUUUCUAGGCUAAACCAUCAACACAAUCACCUACGGGCUCAUUUUUAUUUUACAGUAGAUUGGGAUGCUCUGUUUCUACUGUGAAUAGCUCUGUAGUUUUUCUCUUCGUGAGAACUGAAUUACAACUUUUUCCCCUGUGGAAUCUGUGGUAAAGACAAUUGUUUUUAAUGGCUGGGUUUUUCUGUCAAUCCUAGAUGUGUCUUGCAAUAAUCUGCUUUUUUGCAACCAAAUUGCCUUGCAGUCACCGAUGACUUCGUCAUGCAGGGUGAGGUAGCUGAAAGGACAGCAGUAGGUUCAGUGGAGGGUCUUGUUCUUCAGCAGCAGCCUGUGUCAGCCAAUGCAAAGGUGACUGUAAGUUAGCUGUAUCCCAGUGGCCAGACUUGACUGCUGGUCAAGUCCAGCUAGAGCUGGGCUCCUGCGCCAGGUUGCAGCAUCGACUGCAGGUAGAAAAUCCCUGGUGCUUCCAAAGCCAGGCCUGUGGCCAUCUCUGCACAUUUCAGUCUAUUCAUAUUUUCUAAGGAAGUGAAUAUAGUAAUACCAGGUUGCCUGUGUGUACUUACAGGUACUUGCAGCCUGUUUUAUCCCAAAAUAAAUGCAAUGCUAACGUAAAGCUGCCAGCCAGCGUGCCUCAGGUCUGUCCUGGGGGGAAGCAGCUUGGGGGUGACCAGCUGGGUCUGUUCCUGUUGGUGUUUGGUGCCUGAGAGCAUCAGUGCCUGUGCCAAUGAUAACCAGCCUCUCUCCUACAGUGGGGAAGAACACAUUGAACAAAUCAGUGGGGAGUUAAGUGGGGACAAAAGCAGCCAGCACUCAGUGGAACCAGCCACAGCAGAGGGGGGCUUGCCAUCCCCCACUCUGUUCACUAGCCUCGUUGCAAUAUUCUGAGUAGCUCAGUAGAUCUGGGUACAGUGCAAUGGUUUUCUUUGAAAACUCUUCAUCCUGUGCUAUGGAAAUUAUCUGCUAUUCUGAAAUAUGGAAUUGCUUUUGUUUUCAGCCUUGUUAGAAACAAAUAAAUAAAACAUUUUCAAGGAAAUGGUUG